This is a messenger RNA of Pocillopora damicornis (cauliflower coral), 3960 nucleotides long. RefSeq names its product adenosine receptor A2b. Gene Ontology annotation, cellular component: plasma membrane. Gene Ontology annotation, molecular function: G protein-coupled receptor activity. Gene Ontology annotation, biological process: G protein-coupled receptor signaling pathway. The record is from RefSeq and is a predicted model, not a curated record. NCBI's taxonomy places the organism in Eukaryota, Metazoa, Cnidaria, Anthozoa, Scleractinia, Pocilloporidae.
UUAGUUGGUAUAUCGUUAUUUCAGUAGGCCUUUAAGGCAGAAGUAAAUCUCAGUGAAACAAAAAAAUAUCGAUCAAAUAUUCAUUCGUUCAUAAGUGUUUUUAACGUUCUGAAAAUAUCUUGACGAACAAACCCAAUUAUUACUACUGAAACGAGAGUAGAAAGAAAAACAUCAAUGAAGAGUGGAAUCGAAUUAAAAAGUGCAAAUAAACAAUCAAAUUUGAUAAAGUAUCUCUUCGUUUCUUAAAGCCAAGUUUUUUGGGCCAAUCUUUCAACAAACAUCAGGGACUUUGAUACUGCAUCAAUAUCUUUUGUCCUGAUUAAAGUGAUAUAUAUUUACAUUUCGUAGAGAGAGAUAUUUACAUUUUCAUUUCACACCUGCAGAGUUUAUAUCCAGUUGUCUGUUCUUCGCGCAUGAGUGGCUCUGAUUCUCAGCUUAUCAAAUUGGAUCUUCGUUGUUUCUCCCUGUUCAAGAACACCGCUAGAUCAAAGACUUUGCCGCCAAUUUUAGCUUUAAAUAAUCAAUUUUAUUUUUCUUACCAGUCCACAAAUUAAAAAAAUCCUGAUACAAUUCUCUUUUGUAUCAAACGUCGCCCUUUGUAAAAAGUGAUUGUUUGCAGUUUUCUCUUUCUAAUGCCUUUUAAUUUUGUCGUAGCAACGCUUAUUAAGUAGAGCUCAUUUUAUUGUAGAAAUGUGUUACCACUUUUUCCUCUCGCGUUGAAGCGAUUUUUGCAUAUGAUGCGGGAACACCUGGUUUCACCUUCAACCGAAAAAAACAGCCUUUUGGUUGAAAUACAAAAAGUUGUAAAUGCUUUAAAAAUCAAUUUAGAAUUUCCUCCAUUUAUCCCUCCCGAGUCAUACCAAAACUCCUUUGUAAUCAGUUGUAAUUGUACUGGUAUAUAGUUUUCAGUAAAUUGUGUCCGUAAGCAAGCUACAUUACUUAUUAAUGAAUUAUUUUUCUUAUUUAAUCCAAUAUUCGUUAAGGUGGCUAUUGUUAAGCUGAUAUAUUCCCUUGUAAGUUGUUUAUUACAUCCGCAAGGCAAAUCUGCAGGGUGAUAUCAUAUGGCAAAUAUCCAGUCAGAAAGCUAAACUCAUAGUUUUCGAUGGUUUGGCAAUUUACCGAUCUGCUCUUUUUCAGUAAUACUUGACUUAAAAAGUGGCAUCAUUCGUUUUCCGUGACAAUAUUAACCUCUACCUUAAUGUUACCGUGGAGCCAAUGACUGUAAUGAAGAUUAUCAUUAUGGUGACGGCGGAAAUUGAUCUACUCACGUCACUGUCAAAUAUGUAAUCUCGCCCCCUUUCUUCAGCAAUUUCCGCCGAGGUCAGGGGUAGAAGUAAAUAUUCCGGCUUUCAAGGGCCAGCCAGCUAAACUUGGUGCUCUUACCGGUCAAACUACCUUCCCACAGAUCUUAUAACUGUCGGACAAAACUGAGAAUGACGAGCUGAUCUGCUUGGCGCUUAAAAGGGACAGUCCAAAGACGCCGCAAAAUUAACCUUUUUAGCGUACGCGAGAUAUUCCGGCCAUCGUGAGUGAAUUUCAAAUUUCGCAUGACUCUUCAUAUCUAUCGUAAAGCACUGAGUUUCGCUGACUUGGGAUUUAAAUCACGGAUCAAUGGAAAACUCCACAAAUGUUACGCAAAGAGCUCCUGCUGAUGCUCUUCAGAUCGAGCCAAGCUGGGUUUAUACUGGAGUUGGAAUAUAUUCUGCUCUCGUAAUCCUCAUUGUUGCGGGGAAUUUGUUGAUCAUCAUCGCCUUCCUUACCACCCCCAAGCUUAAAACGAAAACCAACUACUUCAUAUUCUCCCUAGCUGUGGCAGAUCUUUUGGUUGGGUUAUUUUCUGUUCCCCUAUGGAUAUAUUUCAUUGUCACGUUUGACUUCAAGAACGAUUUGUAUAAGUAUUACCAAUUGGGUGACAUUGUAUCGGGUGUGUCGUCUAUUCUGCACUUGACGUGUAUUAGUAUAGAGCGGUGUUAUGCUAUAGUCGCACCCUUAAAACACAGGAAGAUCAGUAAAGCUAAAAUUUUCGCCGGUAUCGUGCUUUCAUGGCUGCUUGCCAUUUUCAACGCCUUAUUGAGAAAGCUUUCCGGCUGGAAAGAUGUCGCCAUAUUCAACACGUUUACUUUCUUCUUCGUUCCGUCGCUGUUGAUAGUUGCUGCUUACAUAGCUAUCUUCUUUGUGGCCAAAAGGAGCUUGAAAGAACAUAGUAGACGUUCCCUAAAGAAGGACCUUCAUGUUGCCUAUACUGUUGCCUUAGUAACCGGCGUUUUUGCCAUCUGCUGGCUUCCAUUUUUUUCGGCGAUCUUGAUCUACAAAUGGUGCGCUGCUUGCACAUUCGUAUGGGACAUGCGCGUCCUGAUGGCAGUGAAAGUACUACACUUUGGUAACUCUGCUAUGAACCCCAUCAUCUACUCGGUCAGAAAUCGGAGGUUUAACAAAGCUUUCAAAGGGCUUUUGCUGCGUUUGGUCUGUCGUAGACUGGAUACAUCCUACGCCGGCAUGAACAACUCCACUCAGGCGACUCAGCGCACCCGCCUGACUAUGACAAUGAUGGAUAAAUCUGUGAAGCUUUCUCCCCAAAACAGGAGUCAUUCAGAUGACACGUGCACGACUAAACUUACCUAACCUCAGCCACUGGAAAGUAGCUUCUGGGAAACAACUGAGAGAGAAAAAACAUAGUUAUCUGUGGCGUUACAUGGUUCCUCAGACGAUUUCAGAAUUAGAGGAACACAAGUAAAACAUUCAGACAACACGAGGACAGAUUAUGUCUCACAUACUUGUUUAACGCUCCUUGGAGAAUCACUGCAUCCAGAAGUUCUAGUCGUGUUUGUCCUGAGGAGAAAGUUAUUCAAUAUGUACUGAAAAAUUGCUUCAUCUUCUGAAUAUCUUUCCUUGUUGUCUUGGCAAUGUUGAAAUGUAUUAUUGGCGUUUUAUGUGGUUAAAGAGGAACAUGACAUCUUUUCGUUUUUGGUUGUUCGGUAUGCCCCACCCAGUCUUCAAGGUUCUGUGUUGUGCUUAGUGGGCUCAGCUAAACCUCCCUUUAUCAAAAAGUAUGUUUUGUAAAACGCUUUUCAAGGAUGAUCUGAUGCAUAAUGUUCUAUUGGCGUCACGGCUUUUUUUUCUUGGUCUAGGUUUGUUUGGGCGCUGCCCUUUCUCUCGUAUAAAGAGAGGAUAACUGAAACAGGGUUCUACUUGAAAUUUGUACAUAGAACUAUUAAAGGGUGGAACAAGUUUUCAGUUAUGUAUAGUUAAAAAAAAUUGAAGUAACCACUACGAUUUUCUUAGGUGUUUUAAAGCAAGACUAACGCAUUCUGUCCUUCUCAAAUAUUCUUAUUGUGAUACGUCGUAUAAUGUGCGUAUACUGGUGCAACAAGUCUCGAAAAAUACUGGUUGUCGUUAGCUUAAUUUUGCCUUAUUUUAAGUUUCUAAAACAUUGAGCAAGAAAUCGGAAGAGGAGGGAAGAGUAACUAAUGAGAGUAUUUUGAAAACGUCUUAUUCUAAUGGGUGGGUUGGCGUUAGUAUCCGGAUGGGAGAAAUCUAAAUUAUGCCCCGAUUUUUGGAAGUUGACAUUUUGACUUGAGAACUUUAAAUAGUCGCCUUCUGAUCUGGUGAAGGACUAUUUUUUUUCGGCUAGAAGUAGGUGUCUGGUGUGAAAGGGGAUUCCAUGAUAAAUAUGGUUGAAUGUAUAAUGAUCUAAUUAUUUUACAAUUGUACUACUGACGUAGUGUGAGACCAUAUACGAAACGAUGUGUUGUCCAAAGCUAGGAACACUCACUAAACUGUCAAAUUAAUUCUGUUUUUGAACAAACAGAUAGAUAAGCUAUGCCCUAAAAACUAACUUACCUAAAAAAACCGAAAAUGUUAUAUGCAAUAGACAGUUCCUUCCCAAUCUUUCUCAUUUUUUUUCGACUUGGAAAGUACCACGAACUAAUGGACAUAAUAAUAAAUAUUCUCCCACGCCUC